UGAAGAUUUGCCUCGCCCAAUAUUCUGUUGUAUCUUUCACCUGCCGAGGAUGAAAAACUGACGUUCUUCCUCAUGUUGGAGCCUAGCUGUUCAUUUUGAAGGUACAGGAUGAAAAGAUGGAACAACUGCUUGUGCCACCAGGACCAGACAGCUUCCGUCCAUUUUGUCGCGAGUCUCUUCAUGCCAUCGAGAGGAGGAUCGCUGAGGAGAAUGCGAAGAAGCCCAAGGGAGAGAAGAAAAAACGCAGCGAUGAAAAUAAGUCCAAGCCCAACAGUGACCUGGAGGCGGGUAAAUCACUCCCCUUCAUAUACGGGGACAUCCCUGAAGGAAUGGUGUCCACACCACUGGAGGACCUGGACCCUUUCUACAACAAUCAGAAAACUUUCAUAGUAUUAAACAAAGGGAAGGUCAUCCACCGUUUCAACGCCACUCCUGCCUUGUAUGUCCUAAGCCCCUUCAACCCUCUUAGAGGAAUAUCAAUUAAGAUUUUGGUGCACAAAUUGUUCAGCAUGGUGAUCAUGUGCACUAUACUUACCAACUGUGCGUUUAUGACCCUGAGUCAACCACCAGAUUGGGCAAAGAAUGUGGAGUAUACAUUCACUGCGAUCUAUACAUUUGAAUCCCUCAUAAAAAUUUUAGCUCGAGGAUUCUGUAUUGGCAAGUUCACUUUUCUGAGAGAUCCCUGGAACUGGCUGGAUUUUUGUGUCAUUGUCAUGGCGUAUGUAACUGAGUUUGUAAACCUAGGCAAUGUUUCCGCUCUUCGCACUUUCCGAGUGUUGAGAGCCUUUAAAACUAUUUCAGUAAUUCCAGGCCUGAAGACCAUUGUUGGCGCUUUGAUCCAGUCAGUGAAGAAGCUGUCCAAUGUGAUGAUCCUCACUGUUUUCUGCCUGAGCGUCUUCGCCCUAAUAGGAUUACAGUUGUUCAUGGGGCAUUUACGGCAGAAGUGUGUACGAUGGCCAGAUAAUUCCACCUUAAAUGUGACAGAAGGAAUCUUGUACAUCUUUGUAGGAGGCAUGGAAGACAACCGAACAAUCUGGAAAGACUACAGCGAGAAUAAGAGCAAUCUGUAUUUCCUCAAAGGCAAACGGGAUCCAUUGCUUUGUGGAAACAGCAGUUCAGCCGGGCAGUGCCCAGAGGGGUACAGAUGCUUCAAAGCUGGACGCAACCCAAACUUCAAUUACACCAGCUUUGACUCGUUCGGCUGGGCCUUUCUCUCGCUGUUCAGACUGAUGACUCAGGAUUUCUGGGAAAACCUUUACCAGCAGACAUUGCGGGCAUCUGGAAAACCCUACAUGAUCUUUUUUGUACUGGUGAUAUUUCUUGGGUCCUUCUACUUGGUCAACCUUAUCCUGGCUGUGGUAGCAAUGGCCUACGAUGAGCAGAACCAGGCCACCAUAGAGGAGGCCCAGCAAAAGGAGGAGGAGUUCCAGGCCAUGCUUGAGCAGCUGAAGCGACAGCAGGAGGAUGCUCAGGCUGCAGCAGUGGCGGCUGCUGCUGAGACUAGGGAGUUCAGUGACAAAGAUGGUUGCACAGAGAGCUCCUCUGAAGCAUCGAAGUUAAGCUCAAAGAGCGCUAAAGAAAGACGCAACAGACGAAGGAAAAGGAAGGAAGAGGAGGGUAAAGGGGGGGAUAAGAAGUUUCCUAAAUCGGAUUCGGAGGACAGUAUAAAGAAGACUCGCUUCCGAUUCUCUGUGGAUGCUGACUUUCUUUCCAAUGACAUGAAGUGCUCACCUGCUCAUCAGUCCUUUCUGAGUUUCCGUGGACCGCUGUUCUCACCUAGACGGAACAGCAGGGCCAGCCUUUUCAGUUUCCGGGACCAAAUGCAGGACAUGGGGUCACAGAAUGACUUUGCUGAUGAUGAGAACAGCAUUUUUGAGGACAACCUUAGCAGAAGAGGCUCCCUGUUUGUCCCUGGGACACAUGGCCGGCGCAACAGUAGCAUGAGCCAGGGCAGCUUUUUGUCACAUGUCCUGCUUCCACCCAAUGGGAAGAAGCACAGCUCUGUAGACUGCAAUGGGGUGGUGUCCCUGGUGGGCAGGACUUCACUUCCAACAUCACCUGCUGGGCUCCUUCUGCCUGAGGUGACAGUUGAUAUGGCCUCUACUGAUGACAAUGGUGACACCACGGAAACAGAGUACAGCCAGACCGGCUGUGGAUCACACCAGGAGUCUAUGGACUACCUGGAAGGCCCAGAGGCCAGACAGAGAGCUUAUAGUGUUGCAAGUGUUAUCACCAACACAGUGGAGGAGCUUGAAGAGUCAAGGCAGAAGUGUCCUCCGUGCUGGUAUAAGUUUGCCCAUACCUUCCUCAUCUGGGAGUGUUCUCCAUUAUGGCUGAGGAUCAAGAAGGCGGUGAAACUUAUUGUAAUGGAUCCAUUUGUAGACCUGGCCAUCACUAUCUGUAUUGUUCUAAACACCAUGUUUAUGGCCAUGGAACAUUAUCCAAUGAAAAAAUCUUUCUCCGACAUGCUCACUGUAGGGAACCUGGUGUUCACAGGCAUCUUCACUGCUGAAAUGCUCUUCAAGAUCAUUGCUUUGGACCCAUACUAUUAUUUCCAGGAGGGGUGGAAUAUUUUUGAUUCCAUGAUUGUCAGUUUGAGCUUGAUGGAGCUUGGUUUGGCUAACGUGUCUGGCAUGUCCGUUCUGAGGUCAUUCAGACUGCUAAGGGUAUUCAAGCUGGCUAAAUCAUGGCCCACGCUCAACAUGCUGAUUAAAAUAAUUGGUAACUCAGUUGGGGCUUUGGGCAACCUAACUCUGGUGCUGGCCAUUAUUGUCUUCAUCUUUGCUGUGGUGGGCAUGCAGCUGUUUGGCAAGAGCUACAGGGACUGUGUGUGUAAAAUCUCUACUGACUGCACUCUGCCCCGCUGGCACAUGCACGACUUCUUACAUUCGUUCCUCAUCGUAUUCCGAGUGCUUUGUGGAGAGUGGAUAGAGACCAUGUGGGACUGUAUGGAGGUGGCUGGACAGGGCAUGUGCAUCAUCGUCUUCAUGAUGGUCAUGGUCAUUGGAAACCUUGUGGUGCUGAACCUGUUCCUGGCCCUGCUGCUGAGCUCAUUCAGUGCUGACAAGAUAACGCCGGCAGAUGAGGACAACGAUAUGAACAACUUGCAGAUUGCCAUUGGAAGAAUCCAGAAUGGCAUCGCCUUCACCAAGUCCCUGCUUCAGCGCACCUUCGACAGUGUCUGUCUCAGGAAGAAGAGAAAGAAGGGCAUGGAUGAGGAGAAAAUUCAUGAUGAUCUCCACAAACCUCUUGGUCAUUUUCUCCCCAAUCACAACAACACUGUGGAGCUCAUCAAAGACUUUCCUAAGAAUAGCAAUGGGGAUGUUACCGGAGUGGAUAAAAGUGGAGACAAGUACAUAGUCAGCAGCAUGAGUGAGGAUUCUAUGAUGUCCUUUAUCCACAACCCUAGUCUGACGGUCAUUGUGCCUAUCGCUGUGGGAGAGUCAGACUUUGAAAAUCUCAACACAGAGGACUUCAGCAGUGACUGCUCUGAAGUAGAGGGAAAUAAAGUGAUACCAGAGGAGGACGGCCAGCUCAGCUCCUCUGAGGGCAGCACGGUGGACCUUAGGGUUCCUGGAGAGGGAGGAGAAUCUUUGGACAUAGAGCUGGAAGAGUCUGUGGACCCCGACGGCUGCUUCACUGAUGGAUGUGUGCAAAAGUUCCAGUGUUGCCAAGUAAAUGUGGAGGUGGGCUGGUGGAAGAUGUGGUGGACAUUAAGAAAAACGUGUUUCCGGAUAGUGGAGCACACCUGGUUUGAGAGCUUCAUCAUCUUCAUGAUCCUGCUUAGCAGCGGAGCACUGGCAUUUGAAGACAUCUACAUAGAGACGAGGAAGACCAUUAAGACCAUGUUGGAGUUUGCAGAUAAAAUCUUCACCUACAUCUUCAUUCUGGAAAUGUUACUGAAGUGGGUGGCAUACGGCUUUGCCAAAUAUUUCACAAAUGCCUGGUGCUGGCUGGACUUCCUAAUUGUUGAUGUUUCACUGGUCAGCUUGGUUGCAAACGCCAUAGGCUAUGCAGAUCUGGGUCCCAUAAAAUCUUUGAGGACACUGCGAGCUCUAAGACCCCUGAGAGCCCUGUCACGGUUUGAGGGCAUGAGGGUGGUUGUCAAUGCCCUGCUGGGGGCCAUCCCUUCCAUCUUCAACGUGCUGCUGGUAUGCCUCAUCUUCUGGCUUAUCUUCAGCAUCAUGGGAGUCAACCUGUUUGCCGGAAAGUACUACAAGUGUGUCAAUGCAACAACAGAUGAAAGUUUCAGUAUGUAUGAGGUGAACAACAAGUCAGAGUGUCUAGCCAUGGGGAACAGUUCUCGCUGGAAGAAUGUCAAGGUCAACUUUGAUAAUGUUGGUGCAGGUUACCUUGCACUGCUGCAGGUGGCUACAUUCAAAGGCUGGAUGGAUAUUAUGUAUGCUGCUGUGGACUCUCGAACCAAGCAGGAGGAACAACCUGAGUAUGAGAUAAAUCGUUAUAUGUACCUGUACUUUGUCAUUUUCAUCAUAUUUGGAUCCUUCUUCACACUCAAUCUCUUUAUUGGUGUCAUCAUAGACAAUUUUAAUCAGCAAAAGAAAAAGUUUGGAGGUCAAGACAUCUUCAUGACGGAGGAACAGAAGAAAUACUACAAUGCCAUGAAAAAGCUGGGCUCAAAGAAACCACAAAAGCCCAUACCUAGACCAGCAAACAAGAUUCAAGGACUUGUCUUUGAUUUUACCACAAAACAAGCCUUUGACAUUGUAAUAAUGGUCCUCAUAUGUCUUAAUAUGGUCACCAUGAUGGUGGAAACUGAUGAUCAAACAGAAGAAAAAAACAUCAUUCUCUACAGGAUUAAUGUCGUCUUCAUUGUCAUCUUCACUGGAGAGUGUGUGCUAAAGAUGAUCUCGCUCCGCCAUUAUUUCUUCACCAUUGGUUGGAAUGUAUUUGAUUUCAUCGUAGUUAUUCUGUCAAUCAUCGGUAUGUUUCUCUCAGAGCUUAUUGAGAAGUAUUUUGUCUCACCAACCUUGUUCAGAGUCAUCCGACUGGCAAGGAUUGGACGCAUCCUCCGUCUUAUUAAAGGUGCCAAAGGAAUCCGCACAUUGUUGUUUGCCUUGAUGAUGUCACUUCCUGCCUUGUUCAACAUUGGUCUCCUGCUCUUCCUGGUGAUGUUUAUCUUUGCCAUUUUUGGCAUGUCAAACUUUGCUUACGUCAAGAAGGAAGACGGCAUUGAUGACCUUUUCAAUUUUGAGACGUUUGGCAACAGCAUGAUCUGUUUGUUUCAGAUCACCACCUCAGCAGGGUGGGAUGGCCUACUCGCCCCCCUUCUCAACAACAUGAACAAUUCUGACUGUAAAAAUGACACAGAGCAUCCUGGCAGCUCUGUUAAGGGAGACUGUGGAAACCCCUCAGUUGGAAUUGUGUUCUUUGUUAGCUACAUCAUUAUCUGCUUCCUUAUUGUUGUAAAUAUGUACAUUGCAGUCAUCCUGGAAAACUUCAGUGUGGCCACUGAGGAGAGUGCAGAGCCGCUAAGUGAAGAUGACUUUGAAAUGUUCUAUGAGGUCUGGGAGAAGUUUGAUCCUCAGGCAACCCAGUUCAUGGAGUAUAAAAUGCUGUCAGAUUUUGCGGACGCCCUGAGCGCGCCAUUGCGUAUAGCGAAACCCAACAAGGUUCAGCUGAUCUCUAUGGACCUGCCCAUGGUGAGUGGUGAGCGCAUUCAUUGCCUGGACAUCCUGUUCGCAUUCACCAAACGUGUCCUGGGGGAGGAUGGGGAGAUGGACAUGCUAAGGGGCCAGAUGGAGGAGCGCUUCAUGGCCUCCAAUCCCUCCAAGGUGUCCUACGAACCUAUCACCAGUACCCUCCGCCGUAAACAGGAGGACAUGUCGGCCGUUGUCAUUCAAAGAGCAUACAGACACUAUGCUGUUAGGCGUGCUGCAGUUGAGUCCACUGACACAUUCAGUGAAAAAAAUCAGAGUGGGGAAUCAUGCACUGACAAGGAGGAUCUUGUUAUAGACAAAUUGAAUGGCAUUUCUAGUACAGAUAAAAAUGACCUAACGCCACCCACAGCUUCGCCGCCCUCAUGUAACAGUGUGGCAACAGCAGACAAAAACAAAUAUGAAAAAGACAAAAAUGAAAAGGAGAUAAUUGGCAAAGAUGUCAAGAAGCAAGAUAUGUAA
Myripristis murdjan (pinecone soldierfish) is the source of this 6137-nucleotide messenger RNA. RefSeq names its product sodium channel, voltage-gated, type I-like, alpha (gene scn1laa). Gene Ontology annotation, molecular function: voltage-gated sodium channel activity. The record is from RefSeq and is a predicted model, not a curated record. Gene Ontology annotation, cellular component: voltage-gated sodium channel complex; plasma membrane. The transcript has 27 exons. The coding region runs from base 117 to 6137 and encodes 2006 amino acids. Gene Ontology annotation, biological process: sodium ion transmembrane transport; membrane depolarization during action potential; neuronal action potential. NCBI's taxonomy places the organism in Eukaryota, Metazoa, Chordata, Actinopteri, Holocentriformes, Holocentridae.